AUGACAACUUGUUGGUGUGCAGAACUGGGAGAUGAGAGUGCGCGGAGUGCACAAUAUGUGGAGUCGACGGCCAGUCCAACCCUCUCGUGGUGGUUCUAUGUUAGGGGGACACACAGCGCAUCCAGCGCUACCCUUUCCCUUCAAGGAUCCGUCAGUGUAGAGACGGUGGGCUACACUGGGAGAAGACGACAACCCUUGUUGGUGACAUUGGUUUUCUACGCACUGGGGAUGGCAACACUGCUGCCCUGGAACUUCUUCAUAACAGCGGAGACGUACUGGCAAUACAAACUCCGCAACGUGAGCGUGGGCGAAGAGUGGAACUGGAGCAACGCCACCCUCACGCCCUUACAGAUCUCCUUCACGCCCACGCUAGUCAUCGUGUCCAAUGUGUUCUGCACGGUGUUUCUCCUCUUCACCAGCGCCAUCGUCAGGAGGGUUAAGGAGAUGGUCCGGCAGCUGGGUUCCCUCGUCCUCUCGCUGGCAACGAUGGUGCUCAUCACUUUAUUCACAUUCAUCGAUACGGAUGCAUGGCAGUUCGCCUUCUUCGUGAUCACGAUGAUUCUUAUCGCUAUUCUGAACGUGUGCGUGGCCGUCCUGCAGGGCUCCUCCUACGGGCUGGCCGGCCUGUUCCCUGCCUCCUGCAUGUCGGGGAUGCUGUCCGGGCAGGCCAUCUCGGGCAUCUUCUCGUCUCUCGCCAGGAUCAUCUCGCUGCUGGUCGGCGAGGAGCCCGUCACCAGCGGACUCGUCUUCUUCGUCAUCGCGGACGUCUUCCUCGUCGUCAGCAUCGCGGGAUAUGUGUACAUGACGAGGAUGAACUACUACCACUCCGUGAAGGCCGAGGCGGAGGGCAAGGAGCAGGCGGAGCAUAAGAGCGACACCCAGACCUACAUAUCUGUUCUGAAGAAGGUCUGGCUCAUGGGAACCACCCUGGGCGGCACUCUCUUCAUUACCCUCAUGGUCUACCCGGCCGUGGUGGUGUACGUGACAUCCGUGUAUCCUGAAUCGCGCUGGACGGAGGAGUUCUUUCAGCCGACGAUCACCUUCCUCCUCUUCAACAUCGGCGACACCCUCGGCAGGGAGAUCACGCGCUGGUGGAGAUGGCCACGUGCGCGCGGUUGGCAACUCCACGUGUUCGGCGCGGCGAGGUUGGUAUUCCUGCCGCUGCUCAUGCUGUGCCAUGGAGAAAAUAAAACUUUUCCGACGCUGCUCGACCAUGACGCUUAUUACAUCGUACUUAUAUUUUUCUUCGCCUUCACCAACGGUUAUGUGGGAACGCUCACCAUGAUAUAUUAUCCAAGCCUGGUGGAGCCGAACGAGCUGGAAGUGGGCGGAGCUAUCAUGGCUGCAAUGAUGGGGAUUGGGAUGGUGGUUGGUGCCCUUCUCUCGCCUGCCUUUGUUGCACUCUGGGGUCCUGUGUGAAGGCUAUUAGUAGUAUGCGUUUGUAAACUAUGUGAUAUAUUUAUGAAAACUUCUUACAUGGACCAAGAUACUUAAUGAAGAUUUUUUUAUAGAUAUGUCUUCUUUUCACCCAUUUAUUUUUUAAAGAUGUGAUUUUUAAUUUUUCUUGUAUGUACCUGAAGCUCUUGUGUGCUUGUGUGCUGGUUAAAUUCAGAGUAUUUUGGUGUCCUCAUUUUCUGAAUGUGGUGUGGAGAGUGGUAGACGAAGAAAGGUCACAUAGAUAUAAAUAACAGUUAUGAUAAUAAAAUACCAAUUUCUUAAUAAUGCAUUAUCUUAUGACAAAAAAAAAUAAAUUUCUCUAUUAAUCAUCUAUGCUCUUCGUAAUGGGUCAUUUCAGAUAUUCAUUAAUAUCCAUUAAUUGCCUUUUUGAUUGUAAGUGUCUAAGUGUCCUUUUCGUGUUUGAUUCAUCUUUUAAUUUAAAGACUGGGUGAGUGUGAAUAAUGUCUCAGUUUAAUUGCAUCUAAUCAUUCAACAUUAAUGAAUCCAUUGUCAUAUAAUCUUCAAAUUAUUUUUUAUUUCAAUGUAUUUUAUGUAAGUAAUCUUUUGGGAAUCAGUAAAUAAUUAAUUUCCUUA
This is a messenger RNA of Penaeus indicus, 2031 nucleotides long. RefSeq names its product equilibrative nucleoside transporter 1-like. The record is from RefSeq and is a predicted model, not a curated record. The transcript is spliced from 11 exons. Gene Ontology annotation, molecular function: nucleoside transmembrane transporter activity. Gene Ontology annotation, cellular component: plasma membrane. Lineage: Eukaryota; Metazoa; Arthropoda; Malacostraca; Decapoda; Penaeidae. Bases 1 to 1419 code for a protein of 472 amino acids. Gene Ontology annotation, biological process: nucleoside transmembrane transport.